This is a messenger RNA of Neurospora crassa OR74A, 2013 nucleotides long. RefSeq lists its product as hypothetical. Bases 599 to 1723 code for a protein of 374 amino acids. The transcript has a single exon. NCBI's taxonomy places the organism in Eukaryota, Fungi, Ascomycota, Sordariomycetes, Sordariales, Sordariaceae. The record is from RefSeq and is a predicted model, not a curated record.
CACGACGAGGAGCCGCCCUUUUCCCCCUUGCAACCCCGUACACUACAUUCAACGGAGUCGUCUCUCACAAGCACUUCGGAUUACCAUUGCCCGUCAAUAUCUCCAUCCGGUUUGCAGUUUGCGUCUACCUUGCCCAUCAUACCCUGCAGUUGAAGCCGAAACCCUUUCUUUCUAUUCUUCAAGGUUAUCCAGGCUGAACCAUCCCUGCGCGCACAUAUGACGCAGGCUACCCAAGCCAAAGUCAUGGGUAAGCUUCCGUUGAGCCCCGUCGACGCGGAGUCUUGCACACGACGGGAUUCACUUACAUGCCUGAGCGCCCCAUCGGCUGUCUUGUUGUUGUUUCCUUUCGGCGCCAAUAUGGUCAGAUUGUCUAUUCAAACUAGGUUUGAUCCAUCCAACCGCUUCCAACUUCCAUAUCCAUCUCGGUUCCUCGGCCGGGGCCCAAGUGUCUUGCAUGGUUUCCAUACUGUCACUGCUCUCACGUCCUUCUCACUUCAUAUACCUCGUCUAUCGUCACUUGGAAAGUUGACCAAGCUUCCUUCAACAAGCAAGACUUUUCUUACACUUUACCUAUCUCUCUUCGCAAAACUUCAUCAAGAUGAUGCCGUUACUGGUUAACCAAAAUAACAACAACAACUUCAACAUGGGUCAAUCCUAUCAGGCCCCGAUGUUCAGCACCAACAUGAUGGAGACACCUCUUGAUAAAGCGUCACAACAAUACAUCGCUGCUCAUACGCGAAACAUGUCGAGGGGUUACGGUGGACAGAAGACGACCACUUCGAUGCGGAUAACGAAGCCCAGCAGCGCCAGCACCAGCCCCCGCUAUUCGUUUUCGCAGUCCAAGAGGAAGACUUUGAUCGGUGAUGGGUUCCAGAAUCUCUAUACUCAACCUGCCGCGGCGGCGUAUCUCCCCACACCUGCGGCUGAAUUCCCGGUCGAGUUCAUGUACGACCCGGAGACGAAGCCAGCGACGACAGCACGACCAAUUAGCUGGCACCCCUCGUCGCAACAGGUGGCAUAUUCCCAGCCUUACCCUCAGGAGUCCGCGAUGGCGUUUGCUCCCUACCCGUCCUAUCAAGACUUUGGCGCUUGCACACAGUUUCAGCAACUGCCCCCAACCCCAAGCGUGUACUCCGGCUCCAACUCGCCAUGCUCGGCGUCCUUCUCCCCGCUCUCACUUCCCUACCCCAGCGUCGAUUUUCAGCAAUCACAGCAUCAGUAUGCCUCGCCAGGGAUUCAGCUCUACCAACCGGCUCCAGAAUCACCCCAAAGUAUGGCUGGCAUGGUCGGCGAUAUUUCUUACGCCGAUUUCUCCAAGGCGGAAGGCAAUGUCAUGGGAUGGACUUCCUAUGCGCCGUCAUCGAGCGGCUUGGACACAUACACAGCGCCGCCUACACCGAAUAAUUUCGAGCUGCCAGAGCAGUUCACCAACACCAAGGUGGCCUCUGAAGAGCCUGUUUCCUAUGAGGCACCGGAAGACGACGAAUCUGAUGGCGAGAUUCUGUACGGCAUGGGACUGUACGACCCCCCCGAGACCCACGAGCCCGCCGACAUGGACUUUCACCAGUCUACCGUCUCUUCACUUCUUGGAAACGCCGCAGCCUACGAGAAGCCCUCCGGCAAGGGUCUGAAGCUCGAGGACGCAUGGGAGCCUCCUGCCAGCGACGAUGAAGAGGACAAUGAAGAGCAGGAAGAUGACGAGGAGGAGGAAGAGGAAGACUAAGACUCACGAGAUUAUGACACUUGCAUGAUGAAAUAUUGAGAAGAAGCAUUACACCGGCGACGGUUUGGGACACGCAUAGCAUUUACGGGACGGAUUCCUAGAAAGGCAUAUGGGCUGGAAGCCCUAUCGAAGAUGCAUCGACACAUCAGGAAUGUGUGGCUAGGCGUUUUGGUUUGCGUUUUUUUUUUUUCCCUGUUUUGUUUAGGAGACAAAGAUACCCACCUCUGCAAAUAAAUACAUGUACAUAUCUGAACAACAUGCGAUCUCACUGUCCUUGAUUCACACCACCA